CCUAAAUUUGUGCUAUUUUGGCCGAUAUGAACUUAAACUCGACUUGAAAAUAAGGCCCUGGUCCGAUCACAAUACAGGGGAUGGAUUUAUGGAUGCAUGAAUAAGUAAUAUAUUAUAGCAACUUAAAACUCCUCUAAGUUCUUUUUCCCACAGAGCAAUCAUUGACAUGAAAUCGAUUUCACAAGCAUAAUUAAGAUGAUUAUCAGGGGCGUUUACAUACUAGAUGCAUUUACUAUGUAGUUGGCUCCUCCCGCUGCGCUCUGGAUAACCGGCUCUGUGAGUUCACAGCGGGGGUGCAUCGCUAAGGACAACCGCGUCUGUCUGGUGCUGCGCUUGGUCUCCGGAAUCUGCGGCAAAGGAGCAGAGGAGACGGCUGAUUUAGAGCUUAGAAAAAAAAUAAUAAUAAAAAAAAUAAAAAUAAAAAUAAUAAUAAAGGGCUUCAUCCAGCGAGGAGGAUUGAUUUCCCUCCGGUUGGAUUGGAGAUGACUGACAUGCUGCGGUUGGUGUCAGAUGGAGACGGACAGUCAUUACCGGUUCUCUCACAGUUAUCUAAAAACGACAUUGAAAAUAUUUGGGCAGAUGUGUCUGCUUACAUAGGACGACAGCUGACCUUACAACGGGGGGUCCACAUGACAGGACUGGGGACCUUCACCUUCUCCCAGCAGAGGUUGGACAUUGGUCACAAGUUCACAAUAAUCCAACGACCCAUUUUCCUCCUCGCUGGGAGACUGGUCCAGUCUCUAGGGUUAAAGCAGACCAGACCGCUGGCUACAGCAACACACCUUCCAGUGGUGCAAAUGAACUUUGCAGCUGUAUCGCAGGACACUCCUUUCAGUCGAGACGUGGCGGAGGGUUGCGUCAGAGAAACUCUACGUCUGCUCUUCAGGGCUUUGGCCUCUGAUAAACACGUGUUCCUCAACUUCGAGGGGAUUGGCGUUCUGGCAUUUAAGAACAACAAGGUCCACAUGAAAUUCAACAGAGAUUUUAUCACUGCCAUGGAUGGAACCGGUAGGCUGCUGAUGGCUUUUAAGAAUAGACCUGGGAGCAGUGUCUCUUUACUCUCCGGUGGACUAUCCAGGCUGCAAAGGCCAGAGACUGCCAACCCCGUCACCCUGCCAACUGUCUACUCCCCUAAGCCGGACAACAGAGCUGGCGACAAAGACGGACAGGACUUGUCACCGGGUGCAGACCAGAGGAACGCUGGAGGUGAAAGAGUCUUGUGCACUAGCCCUAACAAUCAGGAAAUUCAACCAAGGAGAGAAUCGAAAUCCCAUCAGACACUGCAGCCUGCCAAGAUGAAAACUGUCGGGCCUCCCGUGGAGACACACAAACCCACCACCGCCAGUUCAACCAAAGGGGAGCCCCUCAAGCUGGAGGAACGCUUCCCGAGUCCAAGCUGCUCUGGCCACACCCGAGCUGGACAAGAGCUGUGCUACCUGUGUAUGCAGAGGGCCCAAAGAAACGUCCCCGUGUACCUGAGGGAGCAGCAGCAGGCAGAAGAGAAAGCUCAGGAGAAACUCUUACUGCUUGAAGAACAACUGAGAGACGCCCGGUACAUGGAGGAGGAACAGGCAAAGGUGAAGGACCAACGGGAGCAUGCGAAGCACGUUGCCUCGUUCAAUCUGAAAAUGUCAGAGAAAAAAGUCAACGCACACUUUUCUGCGUACCCUAACUCAUUCAUCUUCCCGGCCCGACCCCUCACACCCCCCAGGAGGAUUCAGCAGCAUCGAUACAAGAGCGACCUCCAGAGCCAGAUAGGGAGCCGACAGAAACACGAGGCUCAGGACCAGCACAGCCGUCUUCUCAUGGAGCGCUUAGACCAGGUCCAGCUGGUCCAGGAGAUAGCUUUGAAAAAGGCUCAGCAGCUCCAGCAGAAACAGGAGAAAACUUCACAUUACAAAAAGGCUCUGGACACUCAGGUGGAGGACAAGAAGUGCAUGGAACCUGCUGCCGAGUGCCAGACAGACAAACUCACGCUGAACCGCUGUGAGACAGCAGCCAGCAACACAGAGAGCCGGGAGAGAGCACAAAAGCUCUUGCAGGAGAAUUUCAGCGCUGCCACCCAGAGGAAGAAGGAAGAAGUGCACAGUCGCCAGCUGCAGCGGCAGAAAGAAAGAGAAAUGCUCAGACACAACAAAAUGGAGUUGAUACUGGACCGCAUUAAUCGCUUUGAGAAGAAGAGAGACAUCAGUAAGUCACUGGAGGAAGAGUGGAGUCGCAGCACAGAGCUAAAACACAAGCGAGAGGAGGAGGAGAGGCGCUUCAUGAGGUCUGCUGAUCAGCUCCUGGUAGAUAAGCUUGCAGAGUACAGGCGCUGCUGCCAGUGUAAGAGGAGGACCACCAACUGUGGGGAGACCAACAUCUGGAAAGACUCUCAUUACUUCGCUGGCUCCCAGUUCAUGAUCUGAUAAUGAGGGAAGCCGACGGCAGCACCUGAACUUCGAUACCUCACAGCUUAGACAAGACCUCUCUGUUUUAACUCAUCAGCUCUAAAGAUCCAAAUAUGAGCAUAUUUUAGUGCAGUGGUGUGUAAUAGGUGAAAAUUUUACUUUUUAAAUUACUCCUUUCCUGAAUUAGUCCUUGGAGUUCAUGAUUGUUUGAUUUUCUGGAGUUAUUUUUUUUGCAUGUGUGUCUCACGUUUGCGUGGCACAAAAAUCAAACACAACAAUAAAAUGGUGUAGUUCGUCUUUUCAGACUUGCAGAUGGUUUAGACAAACACUUCCUUUGUGUAACGAUUUUUGUGAGGAUUGACAUCGUGCAUCCCCUAGCCCCGCAGUUACCAAACCUUUUCUGUCAAGCUCAUUCAUUUUUCACCAAAUAAAAUCAAGAAUUGGAAGGAAA
This is a messenger RNA of Mugil cephalus (flathead mullet), 2841 nucleotides long. Its product is annotated as coiled-coil domain-containing protein 81-like. Gene Ontology annotation, cellular component: centrosome. The coding region runs from base 483 to 2408 and encodes 641 amino acids. The record is from RefSeq and is a predicted model, not a curated record. The transcript is spliced from 16 exons. Lineage: Eukaryota; Metazoa; Chordata; Actinopteri; Mugiliformes; Mugilidae.